AUGGUGUACUGGAACAAGGAUGCUAUUUACGCAUUAUCAAGUUACAAAAUUUUGGCAUGGCUUGUAGGAGUGUGGCCAAUUGAUGAUAAUAUCUUUUGUUCAAAAAUACGUUAUUUGUUUGUGAUUGUAAGCGAGAUUUUGCUGAUGACAACACUGUUGAUGGAUGUCUAUCUCGCUUGCGAAAACUCCUCUGAGGAUCCGAUUGACACGUACGUGGUGGCCUCAAGCGCAAUGCUGGGAAUUAUCAAACUUACUAUGCUGCAAAUACAACGAUCCACACUUUCGAUCAAUCUAUGCUCUGCUAUUCAGGACUGGUGUGACAUCAAGGAUGCAAGUUCGCGCGAGAUCAUGAUCCAGUACGCACGCACGGCGAGAAUAAUUUCGCUGUCUCUGUUUUAUUGUGGCUUCGUCUCCCUUACAUUUUAUCUGUUGCGACUUUUACCCUUCAUAAACGCGACAGCCAACGGAAGGACGUUUGUCCUUCCGAUGACCUGUCUCUUCGAGUCCGUCUCCAAUCUCCAGUAUGUCCUCAUUACAUUCUACCAGCUCAAACUUCUGAUGAGCGACUUUCAUCAAAUCGAUCACAAGUAUAAACGCAAAGGAGGCAGUAUCAUUGAAGAAUUUGUCGUUAGACAUCGAAAGUUGUUAAAACUCACGGAAACUGUCGAAGAUUCCUACAGUAUAAUUAUUUUAACUCAGAUUUUCACCAGCGCUAUUUUAAUAUGCAUAACAGGCUUUGGACUCAUCGUAUCCUGGCACAUUCAUGACAUAGUUAUGACGGUGAAGAGCAUUAUAAUAAUGAUUGUUAUGUUGAUGCAAUGCUUUCUGUAUUCAUAUGCGGGUGAUAAUUUGAGGGAUCAAAGCGAGGCCUUGUCAUUCGCGCUUUAUGACAGCAAUUGGUGCGAUUUUUCGCCUAAUGAUAUAAGAGACUUAGCGUUUAUUAUGAUAAAAACAAAUAUACCCAUUCGUCUAACUGCUGGAAAAUUUUUCUAUGUUACACGUGCUACUUUUACGGACAUUUUAAAAACUGCAGUAUCUUACUUAUCCGCUUUACGUGUUAUGAUUGACAAACAAAAAACAAAUAGUUACUAAUAAAGAUUUUUCUUUAUCAUA
Molecule: messenger RNA, 1113 nt
Organism: Acromyrmex echinatior (Panamanian leafcutter ant)
Lineage: Eukaryota; Metazoa; Arthropoda; Insecta; Hymenoptera; Formicidae
Product: 4-vinylanisole receptor-like
Biological process (GO): sensory perception of smell; detection of chemical stimulus involved in sensory perception of smell
Cellular component (GO): plasma membrane
Molecular function (GO): odorant binding; olfactory receptor activity
Source: RefSeq, a predicted model, not a curated record